Messenger RNA from Lineus longissimus, 1954 nucleotides. RefSeq names its product dynein light chain Tctex-type 5-A-like. The coding region runs from base 788 to 1279 and encodes 163 amino acids. NCBI's taxonomy places the organism in Eukaryota, Metazoa, Nemertea, Pilidiophora, Heteronemertea, Lineidae. The record is from RefSeq and is a predicted model, not a curated record. Gene Ontology annotation, molecular function: dynein intermediate chain binding. Gene Ontology annotation, biological process: microtubule-based movement. Gene Ontology annotation, cellular component: cytoplasm; cytoplasmic dynein complex. The transcript is spliced from 2 exons.
CACAAGUUUGAUACUACAAAACUUUAUCGAGUUUCGCCACCUGAACCUUUAUAGCUUGUGGAACCUACUUUUGAUACCGUCUUUUCGCCCAGUGUGUUUGUCAUCAUGGAUUGUUAAUCACCAGGAACAGGAGCUGCAUGGCUGGGUAGCUAUAGAUAUUUUCAGACGUGUCGCCAAGCGUCUGGUAAAGUUUUAUGAGUUAGGCUAUACACCAAGCAUACAUUAAGAGAUAUUGAUGAACAGGUGACCUUAUCGUUGAAUAAGACAUCGUUUGAUACACUUCAAGGACCAUUUUCUUUAAUAAGUUUCAGCAUCGGCGAUUUCAUUCUGGCUACGGGCUCCCCACCGAUGACGGAUGAACUGGUCAUCACGCAUAGUUUACGACUGGGCGUGGUUUGAUCUGAUUUCGAACACUUAUCGUGGCAGUUUUCAAAGGCGUGUUUCUUGAAAGAGACUCACUUGGAUGAACUGUUGAUUCUUGAUGAACAAGACAUACACAAUACAUCUGAAUACUUGAGCUUGCCAACAGAAUAUGCUUUAUAACCUUAGGAGCAAAACAGUUACUUGAGGCCGAGGAGGCUAUAGAAGAGGUUUGGCAAGCUUAGUUUUCUGAUCCUCAUGAGCAAGAUUGGAAUCGCACCGGUAUAUCUUAACAUUUUAAUCUAAUACGUUUUGGACAUUGACAGGCUUAAUUUCUGAUUCCGCGCACUUAGACUGGAAUAUCGCCGGUAUCUUAACAUUUUAGUCAAGUAGGUUUUGGUCAAACGUUGGAUAAGGUGUUGACAGGAUGGCAGCACACACAUCUGGACACCCAAUACGCAGGAAGUCCACAGUCUUCAUGCACGAAAGAAAAAUAUCGCAUAAUAGUUUCGGCGCACUUUCCAAGGGAGGGAAGGAGUCGGGCGGAGGAUGGCAACACCCCGUACACUUCGAGAACACGUACAAAACUGAACCUGAUUCGAAGUUCCCUGCUGAGAAAGUCGAAAAGGUGAUGAAAUUGGUGUUUGAGAAUACGCUCACGGGUGUCGCGUAUGACCCACGUGAGGCGCAGGACUUAUCGAAGGAGCUCGCCAAUUCGGUCAAGAAUGAAGUGAAGCAGCUGGGAAUAAAACGGUACAAGACGGUGUGUCAGGUUAUGCUGGGACCGGUGAAAUCGUCAACCUUGUCUGUCGCAAGUGGAUUCAUUUGGCUUCCGGAGUUUGAUACCUUCUCAGAAUGCACCUUCAGGGGUGACUCGAUGUAUGCCACCGGUGUCGUGUUUGGCGUUUUUAUGGACUAGCGUGUUUGCAGGCCGAGCUUUGCUUUUGAUGAUAUCUACAUCUACAUCUACAUGACAGAACAGUUAUGCCACGUUAUCAUGCAGUGCUGGAUCAAUCGUGGAGUACUUAUCCUGUAGGCCUAUACUUGACGUCAACAUCAUCUCGCAACCUGAACUUUUUUGUCAACUCUUGUGCCAGUCUCGUUCUAGAAUGACUGUCAUAACUGAUGGAAAUAUAGUAUAAUGAUCUUCUUCACACAAAUUGAUUCCAAUCAUCAUCAUCUGAAUGAUAGAGAGGUUCAGAUUUUUGGGUGAAGUCAUGAAGUCAAUUAUAUUGUUUGAGGCAUAUAUUCUAUACUGUUUCAUUGUAUCUGACAACAGAAAACGCGAUAUCUGUCGUCAAGAUGCCACCUCGUUGUCGUUAUCGGACCAAAAUCUGAACCUCUCUAUUAGUUCGAGUCACUGUGCGGUUGGAUAACAGGGAGGUUUUUUUCGAGGCACUGUAUUUGGUCCGUGAUUUUAUCGCCACGAGAUAUACGUCUGUGAUGUAUCCUUAAUAUCGAGUCUUCUGGUAUCGUCAUCAAGAAUGAACAAAGACUAUCAUUCUUUGAUUCACAAUUACACACCAUAUUAUAAAUUUAGAGUCUUUUUUUAAUUUGUAGGAUGUAAUAUAUUAUUCAAUAAAGGAUACUGAAC